AUCCGAAACAAAAAAUUCCCUCCUUCCCUCGGUUUCUGCUGUCUCUCUUAACCCCCACUUUCCCCACUCCUGCAUUCUCUCUCUAAACACAUUUUCUCUCUCUAGCCUUCGAAUUAACUAAUUAUCUUUUUUACCAAUCAACUAAUUUCUUCUCUCUUUUACUCCGAUUUUUAAUUUUAGGUUUCAUUUAUUAUGUCCGGCGGCGCUAAAGCCUCAACCAGACCGGCUGCGGCGCCGCCUCCAUCAGGACCGAUCCAGCCUCCUUUAACGCGGCAGCUUGCAUUUGCUACGAUGAAGCCAUCGUUUGUUCCUCCUGAUGAUUAUCACCGAUUUUCUUCACCGAGUACUAGUAGAGUCACCGCCGACCGGGAUGCCGAGGCUAUUGUUGUGAGAUCUCCUCAAUUAAAACGGAAGAGUGCAUUGGAUGAUAAUGGAGUUGGCUCCAGCAAUCGUGCUAGCAGUCCUGGAUCCACUAGCAUAUCUAAUAUUUCCUUAAGGACACCUGUAUCAGCAAAAGGAGGAAGGACAUACAACAAAUCCAAGGCCUCAAAGGGCAGUGGAGCAGGACCUCAAACCCCGGUGUCAAAGGCUGAUUGUGCUUCUCCUCUUACUCCAGCUGGCAGCUGUCGUUAUGAUAGUUCCCUUGGUCUUUUGACAAAAAGGUUUGUCGAUCUAUUUAAACAUGCUGAUGAUGGAAUUCUUGACCUAAACAACGCAGCCGAAACCUUGGAGGUACAAAAGAGACGGAUAUACGACAUAACAAAUGUCUUGGAAGGAAUUGGUCUCAUAGAAAAAACACUCAAGAACAGAAUACGUUGGAAGGGUAUUGAUGCUUCAAGGCCAGGGCAGGUAGAAGGUGAUGCAACUUUGUUACAGGCAGAAAUUGCAAAGCUUACUAUGGAAGAGCACACACUAGAUGAUCAAAUAAGAGAAAUGCAGGAACGAUUGAGAGAUCUGAGUGAGGAUGAGAACAAUCAGAAGAGGCUUUUUGUGACUGAAGAAGAUAUCAAGAGUCUGCCUUGUUUCCUGAAUGAAACCCUCAUAGCAAUUAAAGCUCCCCAUGGAACUACUCUAGAAGUCCCUGAUCCUGAUGAGGCUGUUGACUAUCCACAAAGGAGAUACAGGAUAAUCCUUAGAAGCUCUAUGGGUCCUAUUGAUGUCUACCUUGUGAGUCAAUUCGAGGAGAAUUUUGAGGAGAUGAAUAACGUUGAGGCAUCUGUGAGCAUUCCACUUGCUUCUAUUUCAGCAUCCCAUGGAAACCCAAUGACAGAGAUGACCACUGAUGUGAGAACCCAGGGAAGAAGUGGAUCUCUGGCACAACAGGCACAAACUAUGUUCUCUGAUCCUAAUACUACUCAGGAGUUAGGGGGAAUGAUGAAGAUUAUUCCUUCUGAUAUACAUGAUGAUUCAGAUUACUGGCUUCUUUCAGACGCAGGCAUAAGUAUUACAGAUAUGUGGAAGACAGACUCAAAUAUUGAAUGGGCUGAUUUUGGGGUGACCGAUGUCCAAACUCCCAGGACACAAACUCCAUUGCAUGGGAUUACUGAAGUGCCUCCUGGUGUGUAAACCCUAUUCGGAGGUAAAUAUUGACUUAUCCAAUGCAUUGAGGAGAUUCUUUUCCUGUACCAAUCUGCAUCCUUCUAUGCUCGUCAAUUAUGAGUUGGCUUAAGAAAGACAAACCAGGAAAGUGUUAGAAGUUGGCAGAUGAUAAUCCAUGGUUAAUGUUACAUGGUAGAAAUUGACCUCGUGGUCUAUUUGCAAGCAAAUCAAAGGAUAACAAGGGAAGGGAAUUUUGUUUGCAAUGGUGGACGUUCAUGAUGGAAGUUAGUAGUGGUGUAUCUGAUGAUGUUAGGGCACGCACAACACAAUUGAUUUAACAUUUAUUAUUCCAUCAUACAUGUACAUGUUGUUGUUGCUAUAACUGGUGCUGUAGUUUGUCUAGCGUUGGAAGGCAACAGAUCUGGCCAGCCGCCAUUAUAGUGGCGGCAUGCUAUAAGAAUGUUGCCCGGGAACCAGGAUAAUAUUGGGGCAGCAUUGGUUUCCAGCCGAGGGCUAGUUACAUAUUUAAUUUUGUGGACUAAGUUGUAAACAUCAAUAUCAUAUUUCAUUGGGAUGGAAUCAUUCUGCUUUUGUGGCCGUAA
Molecule: messenger RNA, 2141 nt
Organism: Populus nigra (black poplar)
Lineage: Eukaryota; Viridiplantae; Streptophyta; Magnoliopsida; Malpighiales; Salicaceae
Product: transcription factor E2FA-like
Exons: 14
Coding region: 193-1566 (457 amino acids)
Biological process (GO): regulation of transcription by RNA polymerase II
Cellular component (GO): RNA polymerase II transcription regulator complex
Molecular function (GO): RNA polymerase II cis-regulatory region sequence-specific DNA binding; DNA-binding transcription factor activity, RNA polymerase II-specific; protein dimerization activity
Source: RefSeq, a predicted model, not a curated record